This is a messenger RNA of Paramuricea clavata, 17296 nucleotides long. NCBI's taxonomy places the organism in Eukaryota, Metazoa, Cnidaria, Anthozoa, Malacalcyonacea, Plexauridae. The record is from the annotation of a GenBank genome assembly.
AGUACAAGAUGUUGCAAAAACACAGAGAAGAGACUCUCAGGAUGACUUCCUGGAUGAAGGUGAGUUGUAUUGUUAUUCUAAUAAGUUUCAUAGCCAUCUUCCCUUCGAUGGGCUAUGGUUUGGAAUGGUCAUUAUUUUCGUAAAUUAAAAUGGACUUUCAAACAAAAAUCGGGAGCAAAUAAAUUUUUAAAUACUUUUUCUGUAUUUGUGAUUUUCUACCUACCUCCGGUGAAAAACGUGACAGAAAAUGUGCACAGAUAAUUACUAGGUAAUAAUAUAUCCAAAUCAAACCAUAGGAAAGAUGGCUGUGAAACUCAUUAGAAUAACAAUAUAACCAUUAUCUAUGUUGUCAACGUUCAUUCAAAUAUAUGUGCUUAAUUCGCCGUCACGUGUGCAUGGUAUUUUUGCCAAAUCCACUAAUCGCAAUUUCUAAUUUUCGCUAUUGUUCCAGUCACGGAUAGGUAACUUUCCUAAAACAUUGCUAUUGGUUAGUCGGGCAAAAUACAAUGCGCACGUGAUCGACGCGGUGAAAGUCCAGAUUUAUGAAUAAACGUUGACUAACAUAAAUAGUGAGUUAUGAUUCUAAUGAGUUCCAUAGCCAUCUUCACAUCGAUAAGCUGUGAUCGAACUUAAAUAAAAAAAUGGCUUUUUAGGCCUGGUUUCCAUAAGGUUGUAAUUGUCGCGUACGGGUCGCGAACGUGUCGCGAAGUGCUUCUCGUGGAUGAUUUUUAUGCUUAUUCCCUGUGGUUGGAACUGUCGUGACAUUGUCGGCAAUUUAAUUUCGUACCCAGGGAUCGUACAAACAGCUUGCGGCGGUUAAAAAAGGACAAAACGUUCCCCCCAAAAGCGACCUUUGCCUCCCUAAUUGUCGCAGAACUGUUGCCACGCUGUCGGCUUUCUGUUUCCAUUAAGGUGGCUCGCUACAGUUUAGAGAAAUGUUGAAAAUGCGUAAACUAGAUCACCUUUUUAACGAGAUGAUGCUCUUUACAAAUCGAAAUUUGUAUAUUAUAUAUACAGCGAGAAUCAAACAGUCGAAAGUUGGUCAGAAAAGUGACGUCACCACUGUUGCUAUGGCAACAAUGACGAUCCAAGAUGGCCUAUAUUUUGACUUUGAACGCAUUUUACUUUAAAAAAAGGUCGGUUACCCCCAUUUUUUAUUUAAGAAAACAUUUUCUUAUAGUACAAUACACUAUCUGACCAAUUUUAAAAAAAUUCUGUAAUGCCAAAUUUUUAAAAAAUUUAUAAACAUGGUUUUUCGAAAUAAUUUUUUUUUGCAUUACAGAAUUGUUUUACGUUCAGUUUUUGUGGUUUGAAAAUUAAAGAUGGUAUAAUUUGAUAUUAUUGGUGAGCUAUUGAUAAAUAUUUUUGGUUUGGUUUUUAAGCUAGAGGCUUAAACGACCCACAAAGCAUGAAGUCUCCUGCUGAAGAAGAUACUCCAUUAAUCAAAACGGAGGUAGAAUUUACAGGUAGGGAGGACACGCGCUUUAUAAAUUAUAACAAUUGAUGCGAGUUUAUAGUUAAAACUACGCGAAAAAUUCUUCUUUCAAAAAAUUAUUCCAAAAAUCUCCUUUUUAUUUUUAAUAACCUUAAUAGCUUUUCGAAACAUAUACUGUAGUUUACAUUUUAAUUUUGAUUAACCCAUACAUGCACUGUUGUUAACUUAGAACUUUAAUUGGUAAAUAGACGAUCAUGGUUUUGGUCUACGCAAUCUAGAAUCUCAAUCUUCUACCUAUUUCAUGCUUUAUAUUGAUACACCAUUCCAAUUAUAUGGAUUGUCUAUAGCUUCCCGACCAGAUCAGAUGUUGAAAGAUAGCAUGUCUGGUACAAAGAAGAGAAUAUAUUCAGAAGAUCGAAGUAAGCUGAAACUUAUACAUUGUGCAGGUAAAUAUAAUUUUAUUUCUUGAGUUUUUGAGUGUUCUACAUUAUGUCAUUGGCAUUUCUUUUUUCUUUAGGAAUAUACAGAGCUUUCUUCACAGGAAGUGCUGAUGUACGAUAUUUUCGCACUCGCGUUAAUUUGUUUUCCUAAAGUGAACGAGGGAAUGAAAUAAGCGAGUGAGUUUUGUAAAAACAAAUUAACAAAAGUGUUAAAAUAACAUGCAAAAGCACUUCCCAUUCUUCCCAUCAACAACUUUGUGCAUAUUAUAGAUUACUGAGGUCUUUCUUAGUCAGGGUUGGUAGAUUUGCACCCCGAAUAAUUAGGCGGGUCUCUGUAAAGAACGGAAACCGAAACGACCGAAUCCGGAAACGACCGAAACCGGAAACGACCGAAACCGGAAAUUCUCGCCUAAAUUUCCCGCAUAAGUGCAUAACGAAUAAUUAUAUUGUUGAUGCUCGAUCGCUGGCAUAACAUUUAGAUAUAUAUCGUCCGAAAGUAAGGUUGUAUGCUAUUUAACUGCUGACAAUUUUGUCAAUUAUUUAAUAAUCUUACUGCAUAUUAUUAACUUUCUGAACAAUGCCGGUUCAUGCCGGUUUUGUUUAAUUUAAUAAAAACGAUAUUGCAUUCACUUUCUCAUUUGACAUACGAUACGGCUUCCACUAAAAUGGCACGCUCUUGAUUUUGAAAAAAAUUAAAUACAUGCUCAUUUAGACGUAUUCCAAAUCCCAAUUUAUCUGACUGCAUUUUAAUAGCUUCAAAUAUUCAGAACAUUGUUCUUUCAAUCACAAGUAGUACAAGUAUUAUUGCAUUCAAUGGUAGUAUUUUAUUCGACUUUUAAUUUGUAUGUGUAUUGAUUAUAAACUCGUAAUGUAUUAUCUGCAGCCUAUAUUUAAUAUAUUGCAUUGCGCGGCUUGCUAAUGCUUCGUAUUAUUGUUUACAUUUCUUUAUCCUGAUGAUGAUUGAAAUAUAGUCGAAACGUUGAUAAAUAUAAAAAUGUUAUCGAUCUUUGGAGUUUACACACUUGUUUUAUAUACAUUUCGUCGUUGUACAUUUCACGCCCUGCGUCAAUUUGACAGUUGACAGUCUUUGUUUAUUAUAAGGGAUGAAUGAAUAAAACACAUGGUUCAGAGCAGGCUAAAUUUUAGGCAAUUUUAUGCAGGAAAUUAGGCGGGAAUUUCCGGUUUCGGUCGUUUCCGGUUUCGGUCGUUUCCGGAUUCGGACGUUUCAGUUUCCGUUCUUUACAGAGACCCUAAUUAGGCCAAACACCGUCACACUAGGAUUUUGUUUUCUUUGUUUUCUAAACGGCACUAAUGACGAUUUGGCCUAAUUAUUCAUCUAACUUACCAACCCUGUUCUUAGUUUAGUUUUCAUAAGUUAGUCUUCAUUAGAGCACAGCCGUUUUAUAUGCAUUUAUUGACUUAUAUCCAAUGAUUUGCAAAACUCAAUAUCUAGUUAGGAUUUCUAGUCAAGGGGGGGGGUAGAAAAUGUCCCGGGAGGGGCCCAACGAAUUGUAUCCUGCGCAAGUUCGAAUAAAGUUUGCUUAUUUUGUGAAAAUGCAUCAGUUUAGACUCCAAAGCUACCCAUGCAUAAUAUAGUACCAGAACAUGUUUAAAUUCUAGAGCCGGUAAAGUGCCAUUUUCAGCAUUUGGGGGCCUAUUUUAAUGUGUUUUAAUAAUUUUAAAUAACUGUUUAACGCAUAACAACUCUACUUAAUCACAAAUUAAUCCAAAACAUUCAAAACAUAUCGGAAUAUAUAAAAUCCCCAUUACCGGAAAUGAAAAUAUAAUGCACAUUCUUGUAUUGUUCAGAAUUAGCGUUCAUGGUUUUUUAGGUCCGGUUUCAAUCAAUGAUAUUUUCUCCUUUACAUUUUCAAAUUUAGUGUCGUCCAUAUUAAAUUAAAACCAUCAUUUUCCUUACUUAUAAUAUUUUAGAGGACGUUCGUCAUAGGAGCUUUACAUUUGGAGAUAAAGUAGAUGGAAAAGCUUUAAACAGAUGGAGAGAGAUUGCGACUGCAAUAUAUCAUGAUAAUGGGAAAAUUUUGGAUAUAUUUAUUAGAAAAGGUAGGUUAAAUGAUACUGAUUUAUCAGGUAGGUAACAUUCGCCCAUUGAACACUAGCAAUCACUAGCUAUCACAAGUUUGCCUUAUUUUAUAUUAUAUACAUUACAGGGCUAAUAAACAAUUUUUAAACACAGACUGUUAUUAAUUAAAGGCAAAAUAUAAGAGUUUAAGAUUAAAAACAGUCCAUGCAAGCAAAAUUGCAGCUCUUUCAUGUGCAAAAAGCACUAAAACGAGGCUAGUCAGUUCGACUAGUCGGCUUGUUUGCUAAAUCUAGCUUAAACAUCAGUAUAUUUAACAUUUAAUUUCUCAAAGAGAGUACACGGUAUUAUAUGUAUUAAAAUUUCAAAUAUAUUACUGUUUAAUAAAAGAGCAGGAGUGUUUUAUAUAGAGAAUAAUACAUGGUGCGCGGAAAUACCAGAUUUAUUUUGAGUGUUGAACAUGAUAUCUCACGAGUGAGCGCAGCGAACGAGUGAGAUAUCAUGUUCAACACGAGAAAUAAAUCUGGUAUAUUUCCAAGCACCCAUGUAUUUUUCUGUUUAUUAUAUAAAGGACAGUCUUUGAUAAAAAGCGAUAAUUUUCACAUGUGAUUAUCUUUGAUAAAAAAUUAUCAUGAAUAAUCGCACAUGUGAGAUUAUCACUUUUAUCAGUGCUCGAAAUCUCUUUCAAAACCUCAUUAAUAAUUCAUGAAGCAACUAUCCAAUCUUGAGUAAGAAAUUAGUCACAUGCAUACGUCUUUAUACCAGCUAAAGAACACUUUAAAAAAAGACCAUUGUUAUUCAAAGUAUAUAAAGAUUUUUAUAUAAAGAUUUUUAAAGAUUUGACUUAUUAUGCAAACGUUUUUGAAGUCAUUUAAAAAACUCGCAGGUCGUGUUUUAUUAGGUCUAAAGCCACUUCUCGUUUUUUAAAUAAUACAUAAAGCACUAUACAUUAUAUAAUAAAUUUAAGUAAUAUAUUUUAAAUUUUAAUACAUUUAAUAAAAUGUACUCUCUUUGAGAAAUUAAAUGUUAAAAAUACUGAUAUUUAACUAUAAAAAAACCCAUGCAAGAUUGGUAAGAUUUUCGAAACUAAGAGUUAACUAAGCUAUAAGAGUUAUGAAGAGUUAAAUUGUACUUAUUUAUUGCAUAAAUGAUAGACUCUGACUAAAUUGUUUAUUUCUACACGCAUAAUUAUAAUAUUCUAAGCCGUUUGACCUCGUUUCCCUCUCUCUUAAGGUGGCUCCCUACAGUUAUUCUUGUUUACUCAAUAAUUCCGUAAAACAGGCUUUUUCUGCAGAACGCGAAUUCUUUUCGACUUGGUGACAAUAUUGGUCACCUAAGGAAUAUUUUAUAGAUUUCGACAACGUCAGUGUUACCAUGGCAACAUGACGACAGCACAAAACCUUCCAAUUUAACCCAUAAAUGUGCCGCUAUCUCAAAAACGAUGUCGGUGACCUAUCUUUUUUAUUUCAUAUAUCAACAGGGAAUGAUGCUCUGCAACUGUGGUGAAAGUUUAAAAAAAUUCUGUAGUGUGUGAUUUUUUUAAAAGCGAAAAUUUUAUUGCGAAAUUUCCACACUACAGAUUUUUUAAAAAUUGAAAUUUAUAUAAUUUACCGCAAAAUAAAUUCGUGGUCAAAAUUUGAAGAUAUGUCACCGAUGAAACUAAUGAGUAAAAUGCAAAUAAAGUUAGAAAAUAGCCUCCUGUAACUCGAGAAAUUCCCCUUAUUGAAAAGCGUCGCUGACUAGUAAAAGAUUGUACGCGGGCGCAGAACGGGUUUUCAUUCAGCAAAAUCGAGCGGAAAUGUUGUUUUUACUGUUUUGUUUUUGUCAACUUUUCGAUUUAUUUGAGUGCCAUGGACAGCCAAGGAUUAAUAUGAAGGAUCAAAUUGAUGAAAACAAGGUUGAAGCUAAUUAAACCCUGCCGUUUACUCAAUCUAUGAGCUGUAACAGCCUAUUAACAAGUGGACGUGUUUUUUUGUUUCAUGUUUGGCUGUGUACUUUUUGCUAAAAAUGAACAAUUAGGCUAUGAAACUGAAAUAUUUUUCUGUUUACAUAUAAUCACUUUAAUCUUGUAGAAACACGACCAAAAACGUGAACGUUUUCUUGAGAAGUAAAUAACUUUUUAAACGUUUGUAUGCAAUUUUGCAAAUGUUUUACAGUUGACAGUGUAUAUUAAAAAAAAUUAAAAAACAUUGUUUCGUAGCUAUUUUUUCAGUCUAGUGAUAUUCGUAUCAUAUCUGGAAUUGCUGUAUAGACUCGCAAGUGAUUUGGCACACAAAACGAAUUAUUAUUCAACGCUUUUUUCCAUUAGAAACCUUUCAGAAAUAGCUUUAUUUUUAAAAAAAGCGUGGUCAAUUUUUGUUUUGUUUUGAUCAUGAAGUUGCGUGGGAUAGUUCACGUACUGGUCCCGCGAACAUCCCGCACGCAACUGUAGGGAGCCUCCUUAAUUGAGAAACCUUCAUUGGGAGAAGGUGAAGUUUAUGGCCGGGGUUUGACAUUUUCUUAAUCAUAUCAACAGACAUAGGCUAACAUCUCAACGUUCCUUCAGGGUGAAGUGACGUAAUGCAUGAUCCUAGCUCAUACCAGGGAAGAUUAUUCUUAGCGCCCGCUUUUGUAACCUCUCUUUGUCAUUACUCUGUUCAACUGUGAGAUUGCCAUUCCAGAUUUGAGCUCCAUAUUCUAGAACCGACCUUAUUUCAUCCGUAUAUAAUAAUAUAUAUAUAUCCUUUAUUACAUCCGUUUAAGGGCCCAUAGUAAUUGGUAACAUAUACUGUUGUGGUGACCCUGCCAUGAAUGCAUGCAUGAUAAUGGCGAAGUUAAAUAAAUAAAUAAAUAAAUAAAUAAAUGUAUAAAAGACUUAAAUUAGAUCUUCCUUGGGAGCAUUAUAGCUUUUAAGCACCUUUAAGGGAUAUAAUCGUUUGACUGCUUUCUUUAUAAUAUAGGCUGUAUUAGUAUUCCAUUUUAAAUCGUCGUUUAUCCAAACACCGAGCAACUUAAAUGAUUUUGCUUAUGUGAAGAUAUCCCUGCCAAUAGCAAUUGACGGGAUUAUAGUUUUAACCUUCCUGAAGUCUACCAGCAUCUCUUUACACUUUUUACUAUUGAGUUCCAUAUUUUGAUUUCUCGUAAAUUAUCCACGUUUUGUUGAGAGUUCCCGAUCGGGCAGUUGGACACGUGUUGGGUGAUGUCAAUGACUUCCUAUAUAGAGUUGUAUCGUCCAUGAACAAUGAAAUAUCUUCAUCCUCUGGGUUAAUUGGGGAGAUUAUGAGUGGAAGAUCAUGGAUGUGGAUAAUAAAUGCGAUGGGUCCAAUUUUACUUCCUUGGAAACUCCUCCUUUGACUCGAGCCUCCUUCGAGAAUUCAUUGCGGAAUUUAGUGACUUGUGAUCUAUCUUUGAGGUACGAUCCUAGCCAAGAAAUAAGAGCUGGCCUGACCCCAAUUUUCCCAUGAAUUUCCAAUAGCUUAUUGUGAUCUACUAGGUCAUAAGCUUUUCUAAAAUCAAGAAAUAUAAUCCGUAUUACCCUGCCAGGCGUUUCCAUGGUUUCUAAUUAAAAAUUACUUUAAAUAAUUGGAAUAAUGUUUACUUGCAGAAAAAUAACGUAAUGUAUAUAUUGUCAAUAAACUACAAGAAAAAUGCUUAUCUACAAAAUUUGAUUUAAUGUUCAGUCGCUGCUAAUAGAUCUGCAUGCCUACGAAAUGUUCAGUCUUUCUGGUGGUUUAGAGAUCCGUCCUGACCUAGUUACACAGUAUGGCUGCAACUUACAUAACUGAUCUUCAGGUGGUGCCCUUUCUUCUCGAGAUACUAUCAUGGGUGGUUUGGUUUCUUGCUUCCGGUUACAGCUCGGCCGAAAAAGUGCGACUGGUCUUAUAAAUUGCAUCGACUGUGGCUUUGCCUGUUGUUUCUGAAUACUGUUCGGUCUUAACUGCGUUCUAAUGCGGCGGUAAAUGGAUUCUGUUUUGUUAUUCUUGACGAUGUAAGAUCUAGGUUCUUUGGCGGGUUUGAGGAUUGUUCCGGAUUCUCAGGUCUUACUAUGGUGGUCGUAGAUGUUAACGGGUUCACCUUCGAAUUGGUCCAGCUGUGCGGUUAUAGUAAAAUGCUUGUUGUUCCUGUCGCCGGUGCAACUCAUUCUUGGUGAUGCUGGUGUCAUUAUUCACACGAGCCCGCUUCGCCAUCGGUAACGUUGUCCUUAACUUGCGGCUGCUCAGCAAUUCUGAUGGAGAUUUCAACCGGUGACUGACUGGCGAACUACGAUAGGAAAGUAGUCUUAAGUAAGGAUCGGUUCCAUCCUCAUCACAUUUUUUUAGGACACCUUUCACGGUUUGAAUUAUACGUUCUGAGGAACCAUUGGAUUGUGGGUACAUUGGUGAACUUGUGGUAUGCUCAAAUCCAUAAACACUAGCAAAUUGUUGAAAUUCCCGGGAUACAUAUUGCGGUCUAUUGUCAGUCACGAGCUUGUCUGGAAUGCCAUAUUCUGCGAAGAUGCUCUUGGGGUGAUUAAUGAUCGCAUGGGAUGUGGUGCUAGUCAGCUUUCGGACGAUGGGAAAUUUGGUAUACUCGUCUGAUAACAACAGAUAUGAAUUACUCUUAUACUCAAACAGAUCAGAGUUGAGUAUCUGCCAAGGGUAACAAGGUGGUUCAGGUUGAAGUAGAUCCUGUUUUUGCUGCUGACCAACGUUGGUGCUUCUGACAUGCAUCACAACUCUCAACAACUUUGAUUAUGUCCUUCGUAAUUCCAGGCCAAAACACUGCAGAUCUUGCUUGGAGCAGACAUUUCUCUUGCUUGGAGCAGACACGGCCAAAAUGAGUGCUGAAGGUUGUGAGAUACGAGCUUUCUGUAUCCAGAGGUACAUCCCAGUACCCCUUCCUUGCAUCUACCACAGUGAAGAAUUUAGCAUUUUUUAGCUCAGUGACCACCUCAUCAAUUGUCCUCAUGCAAUAGUGCUUUCUUUUAACCCACUUAUUCAAGUCACGGGGAUCCAGACAAAGUCUUACCUUUACUAUAUCUCUCCUUUGCUGUUGGUUAUCUCGCUCAGCACAACACUAUUAACCCAAUCUUUCGGUUUCUCAACUGCUGUUAUAACACCAAGUUUUAGCAUAUUGUCAAUUUCCUGCUUGAAGUGGUCCCUAAGGUGCACUGGAACUUGUCGCGGUGGGUGGAUAACUAGUUCUGUAUCUGGUUCUAAGGUGAUUUGGUAUGGCUUCAUUCCUUGAAUGUACCUAGUCCCUCGAAUCUAUCCGGGUACUCUUUUAACAGAGUCUCCUUUAGUAAGAGGCGUAGCCCUCUUAACCACAUUUUGUGAAUUCGAUAGAGUUGGUGCACUCGCGUGCACAUGCAUUAUUUCGCAAGGAAACUGUACCAAUCCCAGGUCACGCGAUGUUUGACAACCUAGUAUGGCAGGUCCUUCGACAUCCGUAACAUUAUACAAAUAAUGAAUGUUUAUGAGUGCAAUGGUAAGAAUAUUUUCAUGAGGUGAAAGAUGGAAUGUUCCAUUCAACGAGGCGACAGCCGAGUUGAAUGGAACAUUCCAUCUUUCACCGAAUGAAAAUAUUCUUAACAUUAAUUGCACGAAAAAACAUUCAUUAUUUGUUUUAUAUAAUACCAAAAUAGACUAAUAGAUUCGUAUGAGAAGCAUUUUGAGUGAUGCGAUUUAUUGAAAACACAAAGAGUGCAAUUGUACUAUACGUUUUAUUCCAUUGCACUCGCAGAGAGUGCAAUGGGACGUGUUCCAUUGCACUCUUGGGAAAUGGAAUUUUCUAUUCAAUAUCACGUGACCAUAAACAGCCAAUUAAACGACUAGAAUUCAAUAAGGUAUUAUAUAAUAAAUACUAUUGGUUUAACUUUAUCCAUAUGAUGUAUAUAUAAUUGACAGAUGCCAAUGUUCCUAAUCUCAUGACCUCCAUAAGCGGUGAUUUUAAUAUUAGGUGGCUCAAGCCGCCUUCGUUUGGGAUUGGGAACAAUUGUUUCAUAGUCAUGUUUAGAUAGAACAUUCAGUUCUGCACCAGUGUCAAUUUUACAUACUACUGGGGUGGUAUACUUGUGGUGGUAUACUUGUGGCAUAGCUCUGCAGUCAGAUGGGUUUCAAUCAGUACUUUCUUUCUCUGCUCUGUACUAAGGCUAUUAAUUUGGUUUGAGUUAGCACCAAUGUUCGGACACUGUUCUGCUAGUAAAGUACCAAGAAAUAUUUUUCAUCAAUAUCUGGCUAAUUUGAAUUGCUAUCAUCACGCUCAAGUGAGUUACAGUUUGUUUUGAUUGCCUUGAAACACAUAUUUUGGUAAUGACCAGUUUUCUUGCAUCCAAAACAUUGUGCCUAAAUAGCAGGACAUUUCUGAUCUUUAUUGUGUGCUGUAUUCUCACAUCUAGUGCAUACUGGCUUAUCCCAUUUCAUUCUAUAUCCCUUUUGUCCCUUUUGUCUAUCAAGCAAUGGUUUGGUCUUACCUCGAUUCAAGUUCAGUUAUUUUUAGACAAUAUGGUGUUAGCCAAUCAGAAUGCAAAAUUGACCGGCCCAGACCAGGGCUUCCUCGUGUCUCGCCUCGUCCUAACACUGAAGCCCUGGAACGAGGUUGAUCACAGAGUAGAUACAUAUACAGAGUUAUAACUAGUGUACCCACUUUUUUUGUGCGCAUGGUCGGCAAGCUACUAGAUGCAUGCAUCCCACCGGAUGGCGGCUCGCUUUGACUGCUUGCAGAAUUUGCCGAGCACGCGCAGUCAACUGAUCAUUUUUCGCCCGGUCGCCUGAAAAAAAGUGGGUACAUGAAAACAUAAGUUUCAGCAGUGUUUACGACGGUCAGUUAUACCUCUGUAUGAGUCUACUCUGUGCUAUAAUAGCCUUCUGAUAGCGUAGCCAAUCAGAACGCACGAUACAUGAUAGCCUACUAGUAGGUUUAUACUAAUAGAUUUUAGUUGCACAUAUAUCGAGAAAACGCCUAAGUUGAGUUUGUCAAGAGACUGUACCCGCGAGAUUAUGAAGAAACAUACUUGCAUAAACAUGAAUGAUGAUAAUAUAUUUUCUCUGCUCUGAGUUUGGCCAAAACUUGAAUUCUAUACAAUUUUAUUUCUAAAGGUCCACCAUGGUCUAAAAGUGAAAUUCAACGCCGUUUACUCGAAGCAGUGGAGUUAAAUAGUUUAAAGUGUUUGGACGUACUUUGCAAGAAAUACAAAAUGGAGGAAUUUUCAAUGGAGAAAGAUGUUGUACUUUUUCACCGACGGUAUGGUCUUUCUUUCUGGCCAUUGGAUGAACGUCCGAAAGAGACAGCCUUACAUGUCCUUGCAAGCAAGCUUACGUCGACAAAUGCAAUGGAAGUUUUAAAAAAGAGACCGAAGUUCCUAACUGAUUUUUCAGAUGUUCCAGAUAGUCAUGGAUCUACACCACUUCUCCUGGCAAUAAAAUGCAACAAUAAUGAUGUAAUCAACGGGUUGCUUUUGGCAAAGCCGGAUGUAAACAAAAGAAAUCUACAUGAAGAAUCUCCUCUUCAUGUGGCCGCCGUAAACGACCAUGACCAUAUUAUAGAAGAAAUUCUGAAAACAUGUAAGUGUUUAUGUUUGCGAUGUUAUCUCUGAGUUGUCCACUUCGCAAGCUGAAAAGUUUGCUUGACCGCGAUAGGAAUCGCACUCGCCAAAAACUUGGUUUGAAAAUUUAAAAAAUCUAAAAAAAAUUUUAAAAAGACACUGAUAUCAAGGGAACUAGACUGAGUUCCGAACUAUCCCCCACUCGAACCGACUUGACCUCGUAGCUGAAUUGAUAGAGCAUUGGACUGGCAAGCGAAGGUUUCGGGUUUCCAUUCCCACCGCGAUUGAGCUAACUUUAUUUCAGCUUGCCCAGUGUGGAUACACUCAGAGACAGCAUCACAAACAUAUAUCGAGUGCAUUAUAUAGCGUCAACCAAUUUUUGAUCUCGCUAUAACAGAUCUUUGCCAAGAUUGAAGUUAUUGAACCACAAAAAUUAUUGACAUUUUCAUGCAUGCUAAAGUUACAUUUGUUGCUACGGCUUGUAAAUAUGUUUCAGUAUAGAUUAUUUGUGAGCGUAAAAGUUAACUUUCAAUUCCGGGUCCAUUUCUCCAAAUGUCAAGAUGCAAAAUUGUUAACGCUAACCGGAUCGGACAUCUAUACAUCCAUUUAUUCUUCGAUAUAUACGUUCAUCUUCAUACUAGUGGUUACACGAGCAUUUACUGACUACGGGAGACCAUAAUCUCUCAACGUACGUUCCUGGCCCCCUCCCCAGUGCUGUAGAAGUGGUGGUGGUGGGAAGGGGGGGAGGCGUUUGGGGGAGGUGCCGCCUUCGUCAAGCUCUGGGGAGCUGAGCCUUCCACUUUAGAAAAUCGAUGAUAAUAAUAUACAUAAUGUUAUCGUCUAUAAGUCUAUUCUAAACAAAAAGGUCCUAAUAAAAAGGUGGUUAUGACGUAUGAAACUUAUUAUGAGUUACGAUCUAUGACUAAGAGUCAUCUCAGUCAUGAGUUGUGAACAUCUAUGAUGUUACGCAUUUUUUACGAUUUUAUGGCUUCACGUUUGUCAAGAGAGUCCCCCUCUGGUAAAUUUAGUUCUACAGCACUGCCCCUCCAAUCUCCUACGAAAAUUCCCCUCGGGAUUUGGAAGAAUUGCAAAAUAUUAGAAAUGUCGGUAUUUAUUGUCUUUUCCCCGGCCUCACAAGCUCUUUAAAAAUACAUUAGUUAGGAUAUACAUUUAGUGGAGUUUGUUAUUAAGAAAACUCAAAAUCACAAAAUAGUGUAAUGAUAUGCAUUUAAAAAGUUUUUUAUUUAUAAAGGGUUCUCCUUUUUUUAAUUAGCGCAGAACAGUUCAGUAUAAUAUAAUAAAAAACUGUACAAAAUUAGUUUCACUUCUUCCCACAUGCAUCUAUGUAUAAAAUGUGAUUCGAGUUUUUGAACAUUUCAUUUAAUUUUUUUUUCCCAUUUAUUACCUUUGCCAUCAUACGUACACAUUGACUGGCUGGAAAACCACUGCAGCUAUAUUGCUAAUUACUGUGGUCCAAAAUUUGGCAUUGGAAAUUUUGUCACUUGUCAGACAAAGGAAAGGGCAGAUGUCUGUAGUAAUUAAACCUACACAAACAUUUAUUAAUCAAAUAUAUUAAUCAUAAUUUUUUAUUAAAACAAUUCAAAAUAUUUCAUUAGAUUCGGAACCUGAAGAACGCACUAAUCUUCUAGAAAUCAUGAAAAAUAUCGACGGAAAAGGUAAUUCAAUUCUCUACUCAGCCUCUCAGAGUGGGAUGACAAAAAUACUAAAUCUUAUUAUGGAAUAUGAUUGGUGGGAGAAUUGUCUAGAGCAGCAGAAGAAGUCUGAGGAGCAGGAUUGGAAAUCGUUUGUUUGCAACGUUUGUGCUGGAGGAUGUGAAGGUCUUGCAAAGAUCAUUUUGCAAGAAGAUCCUGGUCUUCUGUUAAAAUGGAAGGAAGGGGUUACCCCUCUUAUGAGGUAAUAAAAAUGUUUUCUAAUAAAUAAUUAUGGCAUUCAGGCCUUACAAUAACAUCACAACACAUAAUAGAUCUUUCCGGUAAUUACAUCACAACUAUACUUGUUUUAACUUGGCUAUGGCCAGAGGAGCAGAACAUCAUUUUUACGCAUGUAGCCCGUCAGAAACAAACUUAAAAUCCAUUCCAUUUAAGGUGGUCCUAAGUUGACAACAGUGUUAGUCGUGACGUAAUUACUGGAAAUGUCUAUUGUAGAGUAAUUGUUUGAUUUCAACAUUUUGGCAGGCAUAUUUGCUGAAACUGAUAUACACAGUGACAAUUAAGCCGGUUUUCUACUUCAAGCGUACCGUACCAAAACGUAUCGAAAACGUUUUUAAAUUUCAAAAUUUCGUGAAUGUUGAUUGGUUAGUACUUCGAUUCCGUAGUACGCCAAAAAGUUGACUUGCGACGAACUUUUUAUUUUGAUACGCGAAUACACCCGGAAGUACGUGGAUUUAUAAACCUCUUUUCAAUCUGCGCAUGCUCACCAGUACGCUUCGGUACGAUACGGGCGAAGUGGAAAACAGGCUUUAAGCCAGUUUUCCACUUCAACCGUAUCGUACCGAAGCGUAGCGUAUUUCUUUGUUUCCUGAGCGGUAGUGUGGAACUAAUGACUUCGACACAAAAGAAAAUGCUACGGUACGUUACGAUAUGGUUGAAGUGGAAAACCGGCUUUAGUCAGUGUAGGGCACUUGUUAUGCUUUACGAUUUUAAGAUAAUGACAAUUUUUGCAGGAUUCAUGCAGGUUCUUACGUUUAAGGAUUUUCCUUCAUAACAGAAUUUCUUAGAUAUAAGGAUUUUUAACAAAAGUUAUUUAAACAAUUGAAAAACCCACGAUUAUCGAUUGAUAUUAGUUUGAUUGAUGUACUCAGUGUUAGAUAACCUCAACCAUUAAUCCUAACUGCUCAAAAGCACAGAAAAUGGCAUUUCUACAACUCUAAAUUUUCAAAAUUUCUGGGUUAGCACCAAGACUAUUAAUUCCCCCCAUAUUUUGCCUUAAGUUGCGGUAAAUUUAUGAAUAUUAAUUAAAAGUAAAUAUUUUCUCCCUAUAAACAGUUUCCGGGCUAGGCGGGAUGAAAACGUCCCGUUCAGGGAUUAAAAUCAAUUAACAGGGGUUAAUCAAAGUUAUAAAAACACACUCGCUUUUAUUUCUCCUCUUAAAUUUAGGCAACCUGAAUUGUUGGUCCACAUUAAUUUUUUCCUAUUUUAAAAGGAAAAACUUUCCCUUUGCACCACACGGUUCCUAUAGUGAAUAUUUCUUUGGCAGGCAUCGUGUGCAGAUUGUCUUCGCAAUUUGCUUACGCAAUCAUUAUCAGUAUCAUGAUUAUAGGCGCGCCGAUCAAUGACAAUGUAGAGCAGUGAUAACAAGUUUGGCUAAUGACCUAUUCCCUAAUGAAGCUUGCAUGUCGGAAUCGAAUGCAUGCUAUAAUCAGGAUUGUAUAAAAUAAUAACCUUAAGAAUUCAUGCGAUUUCAUUGGUCGAGAGCCAUGAUCUAUUAGAGGACAGACGCACAGAAUUACGUCAUUAGUUUUUAAAUGCCGAAAAUAUUUGAAAAUUCCAUUGAAUUUAUACAAAUUGAAUGAUUUUAUGCAAUUAAAUCUAUAAACAUGAAUCAAUUCCUUCGACAAAUGUGAAAAAAUCACUCGCAAAAGCUAGCAACUCGGCAAAUAUCAAUAAAGUCAUUCAGCUGCGACUUCAAAUUCAAUCCGGUUUUCAAAAACAAAUACUAUUUGACUUAUUUGACCCUGUCGAUGUCACGUUUUCCAGCUGGUUUCUUCACUUCUUGCAACAUAGGAAAUGUUUAAGUGAUUUUCAAUGUCAUAGUCGCUCAGAAGAAAAUAAUUGCCUUUUUAUCAAACGUUUAUAUUUCUUUAAAACAAUGUUUUUCAAUGUUUUGAUAAUUUUUUAGUUUUUCCUUAUUUAUUACCGUCUAGUGCAUUCUAAGCUUAGCCAGUCAGAAUUCAGCAGCACGUGACUUUAGCGAGCCAAUACGAUUUCGUUAUUUGUAUAGAUUAUAAACGCGUGAUAUUUGCAAAAUUUCGACUUCCAAAAUUACCUGUUUUUUUCGGGAAUUUUUUCAAUUUUAAAUACAAGCAAAUAGAUUACAUUUUCUCGUUGUCUGUUCAGUUAUAGAUACACAGUCAACCUUGUUCCCAGGGCUUCAGUGUGAGGACGAUGCGAGACACGAGGAAGCCCUGGUCUGCGACGGUCACGUGACGACAAAAAAUGGCAGUACUUGACAGCUACUCGUCAAGGCGUGGCGAGAUAUUCUUUAAUGAAAUAUACAAGUCUUCGAAACAAAUAAAUAGCCAAAAGACUUCUCAAUCGAUAUUAUUUAUGUCUAGAGCGAAGUUUCGCACGAAUUAUCAGCUAAAAUCUAUGAAGAUCUCGUCUAUAUAUAUAUAUACAUAUAUAUAUAUAUAUAUAUAUAUAUAUAUAUAUAUAUAUAUAUAUAUAUAUAUAUAUAUAUAUAUAUAUAUAUAUAUUAUAUAUAUAUAUAUAUAUAUAUAUAUUAUAUAUAUAUUAUAUAUAUAAGAUAUAUAAGAUAUAUCGAUAUUUCUGGAGAUUUUCCACUAUAGGCAAAGCUGCAUCUAGGCGUCUCCAUGCAAGUGGUGAUUCACACGAAAUUUCUUUUCUCUCGUCUUGAACAAUAUGGCUAUUGCUAUAAUUAAUAUUUAGUUUAAUUAAAUAUGCUCUUAUAGAUCUGACUUAGUUCAAUAUAAAUAAACACAAAUAUAAAACCUCGCGUAACCUGUUUACGCUGUACAGGAAUAUACGGAUUCGCUUGUUUCGCCGGACACCAACACUUGCCGUUCAGGAGCAAUGCUUGCCUACAAAUUUAAUCCCCUUCACAAUCUUUGUUUUAUUUUAUCGUAUAGUCGCAAUUUUCAAAUAUUCGGAGUAUUCUGAAACUGAAAAACUGGGUGACGUGCGAAUCUUGUAGAGACUACAUCGGCCUAGGCGUAGAGCUAUUAAGUAUACAGGGUCUAAAUUAAUUGUUUGUCUUGCUAUUAUUUGUCAGUACAGAAUAUUGUAAAUUAAAAUAUUACAACAAUGCAAUACGCGUUGUAUUUCAUCAGAAAUCUGCACUAAUAAAUACUGUACAAGGAAAACUACAGCUUAAAUAAUAGUAGACGUUUCUUGUUUUGUCAGGAAAUAUCACAGCUAACUUCGACCCGGCUUUUGAGUUUUGUAACCGGCCGAGGCGAAAGUAAAUCAUGCAGUCGGGAAAACGUCUUACUUUGAAAGAUUAUUUUGUAAAACAUACUCGUACACACAAGAAUCAUAAAAAUACAAAUGUUGAAUUGUUAUUGUUAACUGUCAAGUUCAGUUAUUUUUAGACAAUAUGGUGUUAGCCAAUCAGAAUGCAAAAUUGACCGGCCCAGACCAGGGCUUCCUCAUGUCUCGCCUCGUCCUCACACUGAAGCCCUGGGAACGAGGUUGGAUACACAGUAUGACGUCAUAUGUGGUAAAAGCAAAAUGUGACCAUUCGCCAAGGCAACCUCGCAAGCUAGGGUCUUUUACCUGCGCUCGGUAAAUGAUCCUGGCUUGCGAGGUUGUCGCCAUGGCGGCUCGUGGACACUUUUUUUUGUUCUUACCACAUGUUCACAUAUGACGUGAUACUGUGUAUCUAUAAAUGAACAACGGUUAAAUGUAAUCUAUUUGUUAAGUAUCAUCCGUAUUAAUAAGUCGUUAUAACAUUAACGUUCCGUUAACUUUUCCAGGGCGGCCAAAGCAAAUCAACUACAAAUCGUUUCGCUUAUCUUUGGUAUUAAAACGGAUGAUGAUCAUUUUACAACUUGUGACAAAGAUGGCAGAAAUGUUUUCCACUACGCUGUGAAAAAUCCAAAAGUUCUCAAACUCCUUCUUGACCAGUUUAAAAAGGUGAGGAUUACUAUAUUGUAUGAGACGAUACGGCAGCCCAGACGCGAC